CUGGCCGGGCGGUCCCUGGCGGGUCCCGGGAAGGCGGAAGGCUUAGGCGGAGCCGCGCCGCCGGACUGAGCGGUGGCUUCCCGCUCUGGCGACCCGUGCCCGCGCCCGGCGCGAUGGAGGCGGCGCUGCUGGGGCUGUGCAGCUGGAGCACGCUGGGCGUGUGCGCCGCGCUGAAGCUGCCGCAGAUCUCCGCGGUGCUGGCGGCGGCGGCGCGCGGCGCGCGGGGCCUCAGUCUCCAGAGUUUGCUUCUGGAGCUGGCGGGGUUCCUGGUGUUUCUCCAGUACCAGUGUUACUAUGGGUACCCACCACUGACCCACCUGGAGUACCCCAUCCUCCUCGCGCAAGGUGUCAUCCUCCUGCUCUGUAUCUUUCAUUUUAAUGGGAACGUGAAGCAGGCCGUGCCCUACGUCGCUGUAUUGGGGUCUUCUUGGUUCGUCCUCGCCCUGCAGAAGUGGAUCAGAGACCUGGCCAUGAAUUUCUGUACUUUCAUCAGCGCGGCCAGUAAGUUUGCGCAGCUCCAGUGUCUGUGGAAGACGAGAGACUCGGGAGCGGUGAGUGCGCUGACUUGGAGCCUCUCCUCCUACACCUGUGCAACAAGAAUAAUCACAACCUUAAUGACCACCAAUGAUUUUACAAUUCUUAUACGUUUUGUGAUCAUGCUGGCUUUAAAUAUAUGGGUAACAGUGACAGUACUUCGCUACCGGAAAACCGCCAUGAAGGCUGAAUGA
This is a messenger RNA of Saimiri boliviensis boliviensis (Bolivian squirrel monkey), 728 nucleotides long. The record is from RefSeq and is a predicted model, not a curated record. NCBI's taxonomy places the organism in Eukaryota, Metazoa, Chordata, Mammalia, Primates, Cebidae.